Gilbertella persicaria is the source of this 1157-nucleotide messenger RNA. RefSeq lists its product as uncharacterized. The coding region runs from base 42 to 1106 and encodes 354 amino acids. NCBI's taxonomy places the organism in Eukaryota, Fungi, Mucoromycota, Mucoromycetes, Mucorales, Choanephoraceae. The transcript is spliced from 5 exons. Gene Ontology annotation, molecular function: GTPase activity. The record is from RefSeq and is a predicted model, not a curated record.
UUUUCUUUCCUUUUUUUUUUCUUCCUAUACUUUAUAGCCAUAUGUCGACAGAAAAAGACAACAAGAAACAGCCUCCUGUCAUUCUUUGCAUUGGUAUGGCAGGUUCUGGAAAGACCACUUUUAUGCAGAGAAUCAAUGCACACCUUCAUGAAAAGAAGACACCACCUUAUGUAUUAAAUCUCGAUCCUGCUGUCUCUUCUCUUCCUUUCACAGCCAAUAUUGAUAUUCGAGAUACAGUCAAUUAUAAAGAAGUCAUGAAACAAUAUAAUCUUGGUCCUAAUGGUGGUAUUUUGACCAGUCUCAACUUGUUUACCACCAAAUUCGAUCAAGUACUUAACCUUGUUGCCAAACGUGCUCAAAGUGUCAGUAACAUCCUUGUCGACACACCUGGACAAAUCGAAAUUUUUACAUGGUCAGCAUCUGGUGCUAUUAUCACAGACACGUUGGCUGCUUCUUAUCCUACUAUGAUUGCUUAUAUCAUUGACACACCACGUACUACUUCACCUGCCACUUUCAUGAGCAAUAUGCUUUAUGCCUGUAGUAUUUUGUACAAGACCAAGUUACCCUUUAUCUUGGUCUUCAACAAGACAGAUGUUGUGUCUCAUGAAUUUGCUGUUGAAUGGAUGACAGAUUUCGAGAAAUUUCAAUUGGCUUUAAGUCAAGACACUACUUAUAUGAGCAGUUUGAUGUCUUCGAUGAGUUUAGUGCUGGAUGAAUUUUACAAUCAUCUUAAAGUGGUGGGUGUGUCUGCUGUGACAGGAGCUGGUGUGGAUGAUUUUUUUGCAGCUGUGAAUGAAGCAGCAGAAGAAUACGAGACUGAAUACAAGCCUGAAAUCGAGCGUAUGAUUCGUGAAAAGAUGGCUAAAGAAGAAAAGAAUCGUGAACAACAAUUAGAAAAAUUGAUGAAAGACAUGAAAGUCUCAAAGGGUUCUGAAGUCUCUUUAGAAAAAGAAGAUACAUGGGAAGAGGAAGAGGAAGAAGAAGACUACGAUAGUGAUGAAAAUCCUUUGCCCAGUGCAUCUAAAUAUCCUCCUUCUAAAGCACAAAGAGAAGAGGAUGCCAAGUUUAAGUCUUGGUUAGACAAAGCAAAAGAAAGUAGCAUGUAAUAAAUAAAUAAAUAAAAAAGACCUUCAUUUUCUUUCUUUCUUUCUUUUUUU